Messenger RNA from Jaculus jaculus (lesser Egyptian jerboa), 506 nucleotides. It is a transcript of the gene Ndufa7, whose product is annotated as NADH:ubiquinone oxidoreductase subunit A7. Gene Ontology annotation, biological process: mitochondrial electron transport, NADH to ubiquinone; ATP synthesis coupled electron transport. The record is from RefSeq and is a predicted model, not a curated record. NCBI's taxonomy places the organism in Eukaryota, Metazoa, Chordata, Mammalia, Rodentia, Dipodidae. The transcript is spliced from 4 exons. Gene Ontology annotation, cellular component: mitochondrial inner membrane. The coding region runs from base 56 to 400 and encodes 114 amino acids.
CAGCAACCCUCGCGGUAGAAACGUCAACCACCGCCCUUCGUCUCACAGACUGAAAAUGGCGUCUGCUACUCGCGUUAUUCAGAAGUUACGGAACUGGGCAUCUGGGCAAGACCUGCAGGCGAAGCUGCAGCUACGCUACCAGGAGAUCGCCAAGCGGACCCAGCCACCUCCUAGACUUCCUGUGGGCCCCAGCCACAAGCUCUCCAACAAUUAUUAUUGUACUCGUGAUGGCCGCCGGGAAGCUGUGCCCCCUUCCAUCAUCAUGUCCUCACAAAUGGUAUUGGUUGCAGGCAAGACAGCAGAGAGCUCAGCUGUGGCAGCCACUGAGAAGAAAGCAGUGACACCUGCUCCUCCCAUAAAUAAGUGGGAGCUGUCCAAGGACCAGCCUUACCUACCCUAAGCCACCUGGUCAUAUUCCCAGGGCCACCCGAAUGCUUUUACUCCUUGGAGUCCUUCUGGAGAGCAUGUGACCUAAUUUAUAACAAAUACAUGGAACUCUAUCAUUC